AUGGAAAUUAGCCAAUUUCUGAAGAAAAUUCUGAAGAAGAGCACUUUGUCCCUGGAAGACAUUGCCCAUCUUCUGGAAGAGGUGGGAAUCCCCUUCGAAGUCUCGGGCUGCAGGAUAUUGUUUUAUAAAAACAUGGAGAAAGCGCUAGAAGCUCAUUACCUUGAAACUUAUGGAAUCAACAUACCAUCCAGGACUUAUAGCAUCAAUGAGAUACAUGGACUAGCUCUGUUUUUGUAUAUAAAGAAAUACGGAAGCCCAGAGGUUGAUUCGGACCUCGAAAGGUUUUUUGAAGGAUUGUUCUUUAGCAACACUGGGGAAGUGGAUGUAGGGCAAUUAAAAGAAGAAAAUGAAAGACUGGUAAGAGAGAACGAGGAGUUGAAAGAGAGAAUAAACGAAAUGAACAACCUAUGGAUAGAUAGAGGGUUUGAGGAAGGAGAGCUUGGAAGUGUGGACCAAGAGGUGCUGUCAAAGAUGGAAAAGGAUCUCUCAGCUUUGAGGGAGCAGGUGGAUUUUGAGCACCCACUAAUUCUCGAGGCAUGGUAUAGAUUAGGAGAGGAGCACAUCAAGAGCAGAGAUUUUAAUUGA
Molecule: messenger RNA, 585 nt
Organism: Encephalitozoon intestinalis ATCC 50506
Lineage: Eukaryota; Fungi; Microsporidia; Unikaryonidae
Exons: 1
Coding region: 1-585 (194 amino acids)
Source: RefSeq, a predicted model, not a curated record